AAAUGAGACAUGCUCAGACUUUCUUUUCUUGCGGACGUGACGCAAUUCUUGCGGGAAACUGCUGCGAACGAUGUGUGCGCUGUAGAUUGGUCGUGUGACUCUCAAACUCUUGUUCCAACAAUGAAAGCGAGACUACGAGUGCGGCGAGUGUACAAGUGGCAAGGAGAACCCUUGAGGUUCGACAGGAAGCUGAAAAACUUUGAAUAUGGCUCUUUGAUCAUCAGUGUGGAGGGUCUACCCAGGCGCAACAUCAUAAACACUGGACACUGCAUUCUUAUUGAGGGUGAAGAUGAAGACAACCCUUAUGUGGCCAAAGUUAUCAAGCUUUUUGGGGAUGAGGGCGGGAUGCAGAAGAAGGCAAUAGUCCAAUGGUUUGUUCGUGCCUCUGAAGUACCUGUGAGCAAGCUGCCGCUGCUCGGAAGAAAGCCGCAUCCACAGGAGAUCUUUUACUAUCAGGGUCGAGGCUGUAAUGAAGAGGUCAAUGCGGAGUCCAUACUCAGACCGGUGCAGGUGAAGCAACUUGAUGGUCCAGCUGCAUUCCCAGACUCCAGUGAUAAAGACACACUCUAUGUUAAGUUGUCCUGGGACACGAAGACUUUCAAGAUGGUAGACUCAGCUCUGUUGUCACCCUCCACCCCUCUUUGCUGUCCCAAAGCUUGCCACCCCAAUUCAUCUCCAAGCUCACUGCCUUCAGGCACUCCUGCAUCUCGAAGAGUGAAACAACGAGCCUUGCCUACACCUGACCCCGCUGUGAUACAACAGGCAGCUUCAGCAGAUCACAGACAUACCGAAGCCACUACGAGCCCUGGAAAGGAUGGUGGCCUGAACGCAGAGUCACUGGACUCAAAAAUCAAACUGUCAGCUUCAAAAUGUCUUGGCACCAAGAGAAAGAAUGCGUCAGCCAGGACACCGGGAGUCCGCAAACGGUUGGAGCUCCACAGUCCGGAGAAGAAGUCACUGCCUUUCAAGGAUGCCUUAAGUCAGCUACUCGAUGAAGAGUUUGAGUCAGAGGUGGAGUUGGCUCAAAAGUUGUCGACAUCUCCCCCUCAAUUGCUGCAUCCAACCUACAACCUCACACCACGCGGGAAGAUGCAUACAACACCUGCCAACUCAGAUUCUAUCUCUCUGAAGCCCUCGCUUGUCAUCAUGAACAAACUGUCUGUCUAUGACAUGGACAUUGAAUCGCAAACCAGAGCUGUUUCAUCCUUGACUGAAGUGGACAGUGAGAGCUCUCUAGUCCCGCUAGCUGCCCCAAAACCAAGAACCUCAAAAAGGAAGUCCGCUCAACUAGUGUCCUCUCGGAUCAAAAAACAGCUAAAUCUUCUGGAUGAACAGCAAAACCUGGACUCAGACACAGAAGACGAGCAAGAGUUUGUUCCAUCCAAUAAGGCGCUGUCUAGUAGUAGUGACGAUGAUGAAAUGAUUCAUGGUGAUGAAAGCGUACAAGUAAAGAAAGGUCGACGGUGUACCGCUGGGACUCUCGUGCCUCGUUCAAAGAAAAACCUGUCGACCACCAGGACAUGUCGUAAAACACCAAACAAGAAGGGAGCGGCCAAUACAUCACAUACUCCUCGCCUUGGCACCCCCACUAUCCCCAGCAGGUUGAUCCCAGCCCGCCACCCUGUCAACAUAUUAGAAGUGGCCAGAACAAGGUUACACGUGUCAUCGGUGCCUGAGUCUCUACCCUGCAGGGAGCAAGAGUUUCAAGACAUUUACAGUUUUGUGGAGACCAAAAUCAUUGAUGGCACAGGAGGGUGUAUGUAUAUCUCAGGUGUGCCCGGGACGGGGAAAACUGCAACGGUGCAUGAGGUAAUUCGCUGCCUGCGGAAUGCAGCCAACAUGAACGAGAUCCCGUCAUUCCACUUCAUCGAGAUCAACGGUAUGAAGAUGACGGACCCUCAUCAGGCGUAUGUUCAGAUCCUUGAGAAACUAACUGGUCAGAAGGCUACAGCUGACCAUGCAGCGUCCCUCCUGGAGAAGCGAUUCACCAACCCUGCCCCCAGAAUUGAAACCACGGUGUUGUUGGUGGAUGAAUUGGACCUUUUGUGGACCAGGAAGCAAAAUGUGAUGUAUAACCUUUUUGACUGGCCAACACGACGUCAUUCCCGCCUGGUGGUUUUAACCAUCGCAAACACUAUGGACUUGCCAGAGAGGAUCAUGAUAAACAGAGUGGCCAGCAGACUGGGUUUAACUCGAAUGUCAUUCCAGCCUUAUGGAUUCAAGCAAUUGCAACAGAUCAUAAUGUCUCGGUUAAACAAAGUCAAGGCCUUUGAGGAUGAUGCUUUGCAGCUGGUGUCCAGGAAGGUGGCUGCUCUGUCAGGUGAUGCUCGCCGGUGUUUGGAUAUCUGUCGGAGAGCCACGGAGCUCUGCGAGCACUCUGCCACCAACACUUCAACCAGAAGAUUAGUGGGGAUGAAUCAUGUGAUGGAUGCACUGAAUGAGAUGUUUUCUUCCUCCUUCAUCACUGCUGUCAAGUCUGCAUCGGUGCAGGAACAGCUCUUCCUUCGUGCUGUCAUCGCAGAGUUUCGGCGGUUGGGUUUGGAAGAAGCAACUUUCCAGCAGGUGUUUAUACAGCACCAGGCUCUGUGUCGGGUGGAGGGUCUGCAGUCAAUAAGUGUAUCAGAAGUUCUUGCAGUCUGUCAACGCCUGGGAGCCUGCAGAUUGUUACUGCUCGAGACAAGUCGCUUGGGUGUCCUGCAGCGGAUCCGCCUUAAUAUCAGCCAAGAUGAUAUUCUCUAUGCCUUGAAAUCUGACUGAAAAAAGGCUAUCCUCUUAAGUUUUCCAUUUUGUCAAAAAUUAAUUAUAGAAUUGAGCUUUUAAAUUGUAACAUUUUGCCAUUGCUCAAAUCUGUGUAUAUUGUCCACUUUGUAAUUGCAAGGUUUUAUUUCCCUCUUUUCCUGUUGUCUCAAAGAGCUGUAUCAUAACCCAUUUGUCUUUUUAUUAUUUGCUGAUGUCAAUAAACUUUACACAUAUGAUUAC
Messenger RNA from Hippocampus comes (tiger tail seahorse), 2979 nucleotides. It is a transcript of the gene orc1, whose product is annotated as origin recognition complex, subunit 1. The transcript is spliced from 17 exons. Gene Ontology annotation, molecular function: ATP binding; ATP hydrolysis activity; DNA replication origin binding. NCBI's taxonomy places the organism in Eukaryota, Metazoa, Chordata, Actinopteri, Syngnathiformes, Syngnathidae. Gene Ontology annotation, cellular component: nuclear origin of replication recognition complex. Gene Ontology annotation, biological process: DNA replication initiation; mitotic DNA replication checkpoint signaling. The record is from RefSeq and is a predicted model, not a curated record. The coding region runs from base 10 to 2757 and encodes 915 amino acids.